Acinonyx jubatus (cheetah) is the source of this 3211-nucleotide messenger RNA. It is a transcript of the gene CDADC1, whose product is annotated as cytidine and dCMP deaminase domain containing 1. The coding region runs from base 123 to 1673 and encodes 516 amino acids. Gene Ontology annotation, biological process: dTMP biosynthetic process; dUMP biosynthetic process. The record is from RefSeq and is a predicted model, not a curated record. The transcript is spliced from 10 exons. Gene Ontology annotation, molecular function: dCMP deaminase activity; zinc ion binding. NCBI's taxonomy places the organism in Eukaryota, Metazoa, Chordata, Mammalia, Carnivora, Felidae. Gene Ontology annotation, cellular component: cytoplasm.
GCUGCGCCGAGUUGGCGGUUACCGUACAGUUGCUGGGAGGAGGCUAGAGGUGGAGCCGCUGGGGCCAAGAUCAUGCCGGACAGCGAGAGGUAUUCUGGGCAGCAGAGGCCGCUAGGCUUGGGAUGAAAGAAGCAGGGCAGAUGCAAAAUCUGGAGAGCGCGGGGGCCGGGCGGUCAGUCAGCACCCAGACUGGCAGCAUGACUGGUCAAAUACCAAGGCUUUCUAAAGUCAACCUUUUCACUCUGCUCAGUCUCUGGAUGGAGCUCUUCCCAACAGUAAAUACAGCCCAAAGACAAAAAUCUCAGGAAAAGGAAGAGGGAAAGCAUGGACACUUAGGAGAUAAUGAGGAGGUGGCCAGAAUAUCUACUGAUAAAAAACAGGUGAAGAGAACUGGCCUUGUGGUGGUGAAAAACACGAAAAUUGUUGGUCUCCAUUGUUCUAGUGAAGACUUACAUGCUGGGAAAAUUGCUCUUAUAAAACAUGGGUCAAGGCUGAAAAACUGUGAUCUUUAUUUUUCCAGAAAACCAUGUUCUGCUUGUUUGAAAAUGAUUGUAAAUGCUGGAGUUAACCGAAUUUCAUACUGGCCUGCUGAUCCAGAAAUAAGUUUGCUUACUGAGGCUUCUAGUUCUGAAGAUGCGAAGUUAGAUGCCAAAGCAGUGGAAAGAUUGAAGUCAAACAGUCGGGCCCACGUGUGUGUCUUACUUCAGCCUUUGGUGUGUUAUAUGGUGCAGUUUGUAGAGGAGACCUCUUACAAAUGUGACUUUAUUCAAAAAAUUGCAAAAACACUGCCGGAUGCUAACGUUGACUUUUAUUCUGAAUGUAAACAAGAAAGAAUAAAAGAAUUUGAAAUGUUAUUUUUGGUUCCAAAUGAAGACAUGCAUAAGCAAAUACUGAUGACUAUAGGUUUGGAGAACCUCUGUGAAAAUCCAUACUUUAGCAAUCUAAGGCAAAACAUGAAAGACCUUAUCCUCCUUUUGGCCACAGUAGCUUCCAGUGUGCCCAACUUUAAGCACUACGGAUUUUAUUGUGGUAAUACUGAACAGAUUAAUGAAAUUCACAAUCAAAGUUUGCCACAAGAAAUUGCAAGGCACUGCAUGGUUCAGGCCAGGUUAUUGGCAUAUCGAACUGAGGAUCAUAAAACUGGAGUUGGAGCAGUCAUUUGGGCAGAAGGAAAAUCUAGGAGUUGGGAUGGAACCGGUGCCAUGUACUUCAUAGGAUGCGGUUAUAAUGCUUUUCCUGUUGGGUCCGAGUAUGCUGAUUUCCCACACAUGGAUGAUAAACAGAAAGACAGAGAAAUAAGGAAAUUCAGAUACAUUGUACAUGCGGAACAGAAUGCCUUGACAUUUAGGUGUCAAGAAAUAAAACCAGAAGAAAGAAGUAUGAUCUUUGUCACAAAGUGCCCAUGUGAUGAGUGUGUACCUUUAAUUAAAGGUGCAGGCAUAAAACAAAUCUAUGCAGGAGAUGUAGAUGUUGGAAAAAAGAAAGCAGACAUCUCUUACAUGAGAUUUGGGGAACUUGAGGGUGUUAGCAAAUUUACAUGGCAGCUGAAUCCAUCAAGAACUUGUGUGGGUGAACAAAAUGAGCCUGAAAGCAGAGAGAACGGUGUGUUGAGACCCAUCCCUCCCGGUGAAGAUCAGCACCAAAGCAAAAAGCUGUGUCUCGGGAACCGCUAAGAAGUCCUGUCUAGACUGGAGUGAAGCCUCAAGAACUUUUAUUGCACUUUUAAAACUCUAGCCUUGUUAACUCAGAAAAUAAGGAUGGAUUUUAUGAAUAACUGGAAAAAAAUUUAAGGAAGCUACUUUAUUAUCACCAUAUGAAUGAUGUUAACGACAAUAUUUUUAUUUUAGAUUUGUCUGUUUUCCAGAAUAUAGUGGUGUGGUCUUUUAUUACAUUAAAUGAGGUAGCAAUAAUUUAAUGAGAUCAAUUUAAUCACCUGUUGAGGUUAAUUUCUCCUUGUCUUAGCUUUACAUUAGCCAAUUUUUUUAGAGGGGCUGGUUCACUGGGGUCACAUCUCAGCAGAGAAUUCUACACCUUUUGAAAAAUAUUAAUUCCUUCAGAUUAUGAAGGUGAUAAUUAGUAAACUGCUCCAGGGAAGUAAAUGAUGACCUGGCCAUUUUUAAGUCAGUGUAUGGCUCACCAAAAGUUCACAUUUAUUAUACCUAAAGCUUUUUAGUAAUCAGAAUUUAAUUAGGAUUGAAUCCUAAUUAAAUCAUAAUUAGGAUCAUAAAAAUGAAGUUGAUAUACGUGAUCCCCAUUAUAAAAGUAUAUUCCUGACAACAUUCUUAAUUUUCUUUUAAAACUCUUCCAAUAUGUAGAAAUCACAAUGAUUUGUUGGACUAGGGUGUUAUAUCACUGAUUUGGGAUAGCAGUAGGAAGAAGAUACUGUUCUGAGGCAGCACUGAUUCUUGAAGUCAUUCACACUGCCAACUUUGGUUAUGAUGUUAACAGUGAAGAAAUAGUCUGGAAUAUUGAAACUAGCCUUUUUUGAAUUCCAUUCACCAAUGCUGCCCAUUUUUCGCUCCAUACAAUUAAUAGAGUGUCUCAUGGCUUUCAAUGGAAGGUUUUAAAAAAUUAUUUGCAAACCUUAAGAAUCCUGGGAAUCUUGAAAGUAAAAUUAUGGCCAGUCAGGUCAGUUGCAUUCCAAAUUGCUCUUUGUGAAACCUCUCAACUUUUAUUUGCUGAGAAACUUUCAGGAAAUUAGUCCAAAGAUGAAGGUACAUGUCUUGCACUUUCCUAGAGUUAGGGAGGGAGUGCAUAGCCCAUGGCCCACGGGCCUGGAUGUGACAUCAUGAGGUGCACCUGCCUUGGCUGUGCAGAGAUAAUCAGGUUUGCCCCUGCGAUCAUCCCCUUCCCUUCCACGACACCACUUGGCCUCAUGAGGCCUCCUAACGGAGUCUCUCAGAACUCUACACAGGAGAAUCCAAAUGUUGACCGAUGCCCCUAUUUGUACAGCAGCCCACUUAGGUGCACUGGGAGUUCAAAGUCAUCAUACCAGCCAGUUGAGAAAUGCCUUAAAUAUUGAGAGAGGGGAGGAGAGAUAUCCUUAGAGAUAACUAAGGCGAAUUUGAAAACCAGUAGUGAAGCUAUUUUAAAAUAUUUAUCAAUAUGAAAAUACUGAGAUUUGCUUACAUCCUCCCAGUUGCUUCAAUAUAUUAAUUAUACAUGUUUAAAUUCAUGUUAGAAUUGUUUUUUUACUAAUAUGUCAUCCACA